Messenger RNA from Benincasa hispida (wax gourd), 1512 nucleotides. Its product is annotated as methylsterol monooxygenase 1-2-like. Gene Ontology annotation, biological process: lipid biosynthetic process. Lineage: Eukaryota; Viridiplantae; Streptophyta; Magnoliopsida; Cucurbitales; Cucurbitaceae. Gene Ontology annotation, molecular function: oxidoreductase activity; iron ion binding. The record is from RefSeq and is a predicted model, not a curated record.
GUGGAUUCCCAUUCUCACAUAUAAAUAAACAAAGCACAAUAAACAAAAGAAAUUGAAUGAAUCCUUAGAAUUUCACGCUCUUCCUCUGGUUUUCCUUCUCUUCCUCUUCUUCUUUCUUCUUCCUUUCAUCCUUUUCAAACUUCCCGCAUUAAUUUAACCGUCUUUCACCUCCUCCCUCUCCCAUUUCACCCCUUUUCGCCGCUUCUCAAUCCAUUCACCGCCGGCGAAUCUCUCUCGGCCUCUAUUUCCCAUCUGGGUCUCUCUCCGCCGGCGGAUUCCUCCACCCAAUGUUGCCCUUUCACUCCCUUUCCGCCGCUCAGGCCGCUCUUGGCCGGAAUCUCACCUUCUUCGAGACCCUCUGGUUCAAUUACUCCCACGACAAGUCCGAUUACUUCCUCUUUUGCCAUAACAUUCUCUUCCUCUUCUUGAUUUUCUCCUUUAUUCCCCUUCCCCUCAUCUUCCUCGAGCUCUUGCAUGCUUCUGGGAUUCAUAAGUACAAAAUUCAGCCCAAGGUUCGAUUGCCAUUCUCCGAGAUUUUCCGCUGUUAUAAGGACGUCAUGCGUAUGUUCUUUCUUGUCGUUGGCCCUCUUCAGCUCGUUUCAUUCCCGUCCAUUCAGAUGAUUGGGAUCAGGACGGGUCUGCCAUUGCCUUCUGGGUGGGAAAUUAUUUCUCAAUUGGUGGUGUAUUUCAUGGUGGAGGAUUAUACCAAUUAUUGGAUUCAUAGAUUCCUCCAUUGCAAAUGGGGGUAUGAGAAAAUCCAUUGUGUUCACCAUGAAUACACUGCUCCUAUUGGAUUUGCAGCUCCUUAUGCUCAUUGGGCUGAGGUUUUAAUCCUUGGAAUUCCCUCUUUUCUUGGUCCAGCUAUGGUUCCUGGUCAUAUGAUCACCUUCUGGUUAUGGAUUGCUUUAAGGCAGAUUGAGGCCAUUGACACACAUAGUGGGUAUGAUUUCCCUUGGAGUCUAACGAAAUUUAUACCAUUUUAUGGUGGUGCGGACCAUCAUGAUUACCAUCACUAUGUUGGAGGGCAAAGCCAUAGCAACUUUGCUUCAGUAUUUACCUACUGUGAUUAUAUUUACGGAACUGACAAGGGGUAUCGCUAUCAAAAGAAAAUCCUUAAGCAGUUGAAGGAAGAAGUGAAGAACAUUGAAGGGCCAUACCAUAGCACAGCCCAAGAUGUGAAAUCGGACUAGACGAUGAAAGGGGAUACAUACUUUGAAGGAUGGGUUUUUUUCGUGUCGGUAGCGACGUUACGUGAUCUCUGAUUUGAAGUUUACUUGGUCGAGACCGAAUCACCAACAAGGUAGUUAGGGACUGUGGGAUGGAAUGGAAAUUAACAUAAGGUCUAUAAAAAGUUUGUUUUUUUUGUUAGCUUAAUCUUCAGGGCUGAGAAUUCAGAUUCUCCAGUGGUGUGGUUUAACCUUAUUGUGCAGAUAAAACUCCUAAUAAAACUCCUAAUAUAAAUAUGUAUUCUGCUUGUGAAACUUCUUGAUUUUAUUGGGCUAUUUUAGAUUA